AUGACCGCCCAAGCCAAUGUCCAGCAGUUCAGCGAUGAGAUGAAGGAUGCAUGGGAGGUUGUGAACAAGCACUUCGACCCAGAAGAGAUCCUAGGCUCCGUUGUGGCGGACGUCGUUUCCAAGCACGCGGUGCGGGCAUCUCAGCAUGAGCUGCCAUGCGCCAUGUCCAUGAUGGCGGGGUGCAUUUCCAUGGCCAACGGCGGCGGGGUCAGCGUGUUCCCCAACAGCCCGUUGCCGCUCAUGAUGGCUGUUCCGAACACAAACUACCCACAAACGCGGAAGUCAGCUAUCACAGCAGCUGCCGCGAUGCUCGGGCGCGCCAUGGACAAGCGCGCCAACAAGAGGGCACGCGCUGCGAUGGGCCCUGGAGCGAAGGCCAAGACUUCUGCGCUCGCCAAGUUCACGGAGGCUGCCUUCUGGGAGGGGUGCGCGCCCGACUUCCAGCAAGUGCACGUGCCCGCGAAGCGCUCGGAGGAGCAGGGCGCGCCAGACCCCGAACCUGAUGACGACGACCUCGCCCGGACCAACCACGGGACCCUGUUGAACUUAGACGAGGCGUAUAAAAUGCUUCGGAUGCUGGGGAUGAUCGCGGACGCUGGCAGCAAGAAGGAUUCCCUAGAAGUCACGGACCUGGCGUCCGACUUCAAUCGCCUGUUCCAGACAGGAGUCGCCGCCUACACAGCGAAGACGGCUGGGUCAUUCGGCCAAGAAACAAGAGCAAGUGUAUGCCUCGGCGUCGCGGGGAACGCCCACCCAGCUAUCACCGUCCCCAUGGAGAGGGGGGACCUCGAUAAUCACCGCGUGGCUGUGCGGGAGCGCUGGAUCAUCCUGACUGCCCCCGUGGUCGAACCCCACGCGCCACUUCCUGACGACUCCGUCGUGCCCUCGGUCUCCCCCAAAUGGUCGUGGCCCGAACUCAUGUCGACGAGGGUGGAGCCGCUCGGGUUUCCUCCGGGCGCGGACGUCCCGGAGAUCGCCGCGAACACGCUCCCGCGCGCCAGGGAUGUGCCUCAUUCGGACGCCGUUGCCCACGAGUCCCAGAGCGGCGACGAGUACUUGCCUGGCGUUGAAGGAUAUUACGUGCAGUUCGCAGACGGCACGGAGAGUCGCAUUCGCUUCAAGAGGGUUUCCGGCAAAUGGUGCCCGACGUUCCGGGUGCCAAACAGAGACGCCCCUGUGCUCGCCAACGAGAGCAUGGACAGCAUCGCGGCGAGGGUGCUCGACAUGUUCGAGACGCCGGGCAUCCAGCUCGGGUUCUCCAAGAAGGGGCUCUUGGCCUUGCGCGGCUUCCACGCCAUCUUCAACGCCAGGCGCGCCCAGGCGCGCAAUGCAGACAGGGUCUCCCUGUCCGCGCGUCUCGGCAUCGCCCCGUGGCACCUGGCGAUGCUCUCUGCCGGCCUUGCCAUCCUCGAAGAAGUCCCCGCGGCGCAGGGCGUGCCCGAGGAAGUAGAUGAAGGCAUCCGGGGGCCGCGCUGCCCGGACUUCAUCGAGGACGCGCGCGUCGUGCGGGCGCACAGGCUCCUUGCCGUGCUGGACGCCAUUCGCUCUUGCUGGCGCACCAAGGGGGGCGCGGACACGCCCGAGGAGCGCCUCCGCAGAGCCGAAGUGGCCGAAGAACAAGCUUGCCUGCAGCAGGUUCGCGGCCCGCCUGUUGCCAGCGACGGGGCCGCGGAGGCGGGCUUCCUCGACUACGCGCCGAGUCAGACACAGCCCGGGCGCGAGCCGCGCGCGGAGGCAUCGGCCGCCGCAGCCGCAGAGCCUUCGGGCGGCGCAGGCGAGGGUGGAUCGCAGGUCGCGCCUGCGGCCUCUGCCCCGGCUGCGCGCGGGGCGUCUGGCGCACCUCAGUGCCUCCUCCCCGCGGGCGCGGACGUCCCAGCGAUGGACGUCGGUUUCGGCGUGGGCGGGGCGUCGGUGCAGACGCCCAUUCCCAGCAUGACCAUGGUACCAGACAGGCAGUUGAUACAGCGCGUCCUCCUCCGUGGCGAGGCCCCGGCAAGCCUGCGCAAGGUGCGCGAUGCGGUGAAGAUGAAACCCGACGGCUCCAGCGCGCAGGUCACGAAGCCGAUGGGCCUGAAGUCUGACCAGUGCACCAUUGUCGCCAAAGGCUGGGUGGCCGAGCGGGAUCGCGGCGCGGCAGUUCGCUUGCGCCUGCCGAACCCCGAGGACGGCACGGCCGUCGCGAAGUACCACAACCUGUUGAUGAAGUGUUGCCGGGACACCAAUGCGCGCGAGGACGCCGCGGGCUGCUUUCCGCUCGCGAGCACGCCGGGCCGGCUGCGGGGCCGGGCCGCGCUGCGCCGCGAGCCCGCUCGCUCCCGCGAGGGCAUCCUCUUGCUGGUGGGCGGCUGGAAGAAGAUCGUGCACUUCCCCAAACGUUGUCACAAUGUGCGCUGCGGCCGCAAGUACCGCGCUGCCUGGUACAACUACAUCCAAAUUGGGACGUCACGGCACUGGCACUGCCACGAUGGCGACCCGUUGUGCUUCUUUCUCAACUCCACAAUUGGGUUUUCUUUCGACUGGCUACGGCAGUUCCAUUGCCGCCUUGUCUACCAGCGCGUCAGUUUCACGUCGGAGGCCCAAGUGCACCUCCGGAUUGCAAGAAUGCGCGGCGUGGCUUCCCUUGUCCCGACCCGGUCAGAUGACUACAUGGCAAAAGUGUGGAUUCUCUGGCGGGUACUGGUCCGCGCCCACGCCCGCGCCGUUCAGUCGGGCGCCGAUCCAGUGGACUCUGUCGGAUCGAUUGAUCUUGCAUCACCUGCGCCUGAUAUUCUGCGCGGGAUCGGCCCAUGGUACCACGGCGCAAUGGAGGCCCAAAGGGCGAGGCAAUUUCACGCUGGUGAGAAGGACGCCACAUUAUUAGUCAUGGAUGGGAACCAGAAGCUCCGUCGCCGCGUCUGCGGUUAUCCGCAUUGCGAGCGCGCCCAUUCGAAAUCGCUGGGCCUUGGAAUGUGGCGCUGUUGUUCCGAGGCCCCGGCGCAGCAGCCGGGGAAGAGGAAACGCUCUGGCGCGCGUGGCAGCGACGCCGCCGAGGGCGGCGAACCGCCGCCGCCGCAUGGCGGCGACGCCGUUGAAGACGGCGAACCGCUGCUCUUGGCGCGCCGGCAAGUUGCCCGUUGCCCCGCUCAUGCAUCGGCAACGGGCCUGCCUGGCCCGCGGGCGAGGUCCUACGAUAUCCCCUCGCAUCGGCAGAAAAGCGCCCUCACCGACUCGGGCAGGCCAGUCUUCGAGCUGAUGGUCCGCAACAAGUUAUUCCGCUUGCGGCAGAAGCACGCAGCUGCGCACCGGCAGCAGAAUGCGUGGCUGCCAGCGGACCAGCUCAACGCUGCCGCCGUUCACGCUUACCUGCCCACGAUUGCUGUCAGCGGGAACUUAUCCCAACACAGCGAGGAGCAAGCAUUAGGUCAAAGCUCCUGCAAAACCCACAAGGAAGACAUAAAGACGAAACGGAUGACCGCGCGGAGUGGCGGUUGGCUCUUCGCCAUAUCUGCGUCUGGAUGCAUUGUCCACCUGGACGAAUUCAUGGGGGCUGAGAGCAUCACCCAACGCUACAUGUUUGUGGCACGCUGCUGCGACAUACUCCCUGGCCUCGAAGUCCUGGUUCACGACGACGCCUGCCACCUGUUCCGGUUCGCGCUCCUCAGAGACGGCCAGAGCGACAUGGCAACGAAUAUCUCCAAACUGCGCUACAUCACCGAUCCCUUCCACUCCAAGGGGCACGUCUGGAACUGGUGUUCGGAGAACUGCGCGCCGACUUUGCCCGGCAACGCCGCGCGGCUGGCUGGCGUCAAUGCCAAUGCGUGUGAGCAUCGAUUUCGUGACCUCGGGCACUACAGAGAGAACGUCAACGCCAUGGGGAAG
Molecule: messenger RNA, 3858 nt
Organism: Prorocentrum cordatum
Lineage: Eukaryota; Dinophyceae; Prorocentrales; Prorocentraceae
Source: the annotation of a GenBank genome assembly